AUGGAUGUAGUAGGCUGCGAAAAAAUUUCCACUUCCGUUUUGAUGAGGAGUCCGGGAGUCUUUGUCCUACGAUUUGAAGAGGCCAGGCGAGAAGAGCGUUAUUCUCAAAGGGAAAUCAUUUCCCCUCGGUAUGAUCUGGUGUUCCGCAGUCGAGAAGAAGUGGUGGCAGAGGUGGUCGGUACGAAGUGGAUUUCUUUUAAAGGAAAAGUAGGCGGAAAUCUCGUCGAUGGAGCGUGGCAAGUCGAAGCUCAAGAAGUCGAAUUAUCAGACUCGCCUCCGCACGGGUUCUCUUUUCCGUCAAUUCACGGCCCAAUAUUAAGCGGAUACGGUUCGGUUGUGACAAAGGAACCUUUAGUCGUGAAAUGGAGAAUGGGACAAGGCCAGUUAUUGGAAAACGCAGAGUACGUCAAGAUCGAGGGACAUCGUGUCAAUCGCUAUAUGGUUCUUGACUACGUUUCGGAAGGGGAUCAAGUUUAUUUUAAUGGUCGGUGGACCGUUGGAACGGUUAACGAGGAUUGGAUACAUAUUGAUCAAAGAUAG
Molecule: messenger RNA, 540 nt
Organism: Puccinia graminis f. sp. tritici CRL 75-36-700-3
Lineage: Eukaryota; Fungi; Basidiomycota; Pucciniomycetes; Pucciniales; Pucciniaceae
Exons: 3
Coding region: 1-540 (179 amino acids)
Source: RefSeq, a predicted model, not a curated record